Anguilla anguilla (European eel) is the source of this 4891-nucleotide messenger RNA. RefSeq names its product high affinity cAMP-specific 3',5'-cyclic phosphodiesterase 7A-like. The transcript is spliced from 13 exons. The record is from RefSeq and is a predicted model, not a curated record. Lineage: Eukaryota; Metazoa; Chordata; Actinopteri; Anguilliformes; Anguillidae. Gene Ontology annotation, molecular function: 3',5'-cyclic-AMP phosphodiesterase activity. Bases 831 to 2276 code for a protein of 481 amino acids.
UGGGGUAGUGACAGAAAAUACACGUCUCUUGGUGGUUUACUCUUGCCGUCGCUUCCCCUUUUUAUUUUUGUUUUGUUUUCAUUUGGCUAUAAAUACAUGUUUCGUUGGUGCAACGAUUAAUUGGACGUUGUCUGUUUAUCCUCAGGCUGCUCUCUCAUUGAUUUAGAGCGCAGAAUUGACAGAUCGUGAAUUACUGCUGCAAUCCAGGCUUCCAAUGGACUAAAUAAAUGUUUUUUUCUCCCUGCUACAGCGUGAGCACAGGGUGGAAUCCGACGAUCCUGUGCUAUGGCAAAUCCUUUUGUACCCUGAGGAAGGUUUUCUGAUCUGUUCAGUAUAAUUUUUAACGAAGAAGCAUUUGUGAUUUUGAUCAGUUCUUUUGCCCAGGGUUUUGUCACAAUGAGGCAUCUGUGAGGUUUUUUGUUUUGUUUUGUUAAAAUGAGGAAGCAAAUUGUCAAAGAGAUCCACAGAAAGACACAGGCCUCGUCAUUUGCAGGCCUGGAUCUGGGAUAAAAAAAGGCAAAAUAGAGUAACGGAGGCAGUGAAAUACCAAUCUAAAUGGGAAUAAAAUGGGAUACAAUGAAGUACGCAAGGAGAAGAGAAUACACAUUUUAUCAAUGACGGUGCACGUGCAAGCUGGAAGUGUCUCCGAACAAGAAACCCUUUAUCUUUUUUUAACUCAAAACUGUUUGUUUUUUUAAGUACAUGUUGUUUUGCUUUGGGUUAAGAAAGCACUGACAUCGUCUUGCGUUAACUUUAAAAAUAUAUAUACAUUCAUAUAUAUUUUUACGUUUUUCAUUCACUUUUGUUCUGGACUCAACAUUGGCUGUUCAAUGGAAGUAUGCUAUCAGUUGCCGGUUUUACCGCUGGACAGACAGAUUCCUAAGCAUGUGCUUAGCCGAAGGGGGGCCAUCAGUUUCAGCUCCAGCUCCUCUCUCUUCGGGGGACCCGACCCCAGAAAGCUGUCACAGAGAAGAGGAGCGAUCUCCUAUGACAGCUCGGAUCAGACCGCCCUCUACAUUCGAAUGCUUGGAGAUGUGAGAGUGAGACGCCAGGUGGGGUUUGAACCAGAACGACGUGGCUCGCAUCCCUACCUGAAUGUCGACUUCCGAAUUUUGCACUCUCAAGCGGACGGCCCGGGCCCCGCGUCCUCCCGGAACAUCCGGCGGCUGCUGAGCUUUCAGAGGUACCAGCACUCGUCCCGUCUCUGCCGGGGGCUCCCCGACCAGAACCCGCUCCCCAUCCUGGACCAGGACUACACCGGCCAAGCCAAGUGCAUGCUGGAAAAGGUUGGCGGCUGGAAGUUUGAUAUAUUUCUGUUUGACAGGUUAACUAACGGAAACAGCCUGGUCUCCCUCACCUUCCAUCUUAUAAACCAGUAUGGACUGAUCCAGCUCUUCCAGUUAGACAUGGUGAAACUUCGCAGAUUUUUGGUCAUGGUUCAGGAGGACUACCGCAGUCAGAACCCUUACCACAACGCUGUCCAUGCGGCGGACGUGACCCAGGCUAUGUACUGUUACCUGCAGGAGCCAAAGCUGGCCCAGUCUCUCACCUCCUGUGACAUCCUCCUGGGCCUCCUGGCGGCCGUCACCCACGACCUGGACCACCCGGGGGUCAACCAGCCUUUCCUCAUCAAGACCAACCACCACCUGGCAGCUCUGUACAGGAAUACCUCGGUUCUGGAGAACCACCAUUGGAGGUCAGCAGUGGGCCUGCUCAGAGAGUCUGGACUGUUCUCCCACCUUCCGUCAGAGGACAGGCUGAACAUGGAGGGGCAGCUUGGCUCUCUCAUUUUGGCCACAGACAUCAGCAGGCAAAACGACUACCUGUGCAGAUUCCGGUCUCACUUGGACAGGGAGGACCUCUGCAUGGGGAACGCAAGCCACCGGCACUUCCUUCUCCAAAUGGCGCUGAAGUGUGCGGACAUCUGUAACCCCUGCCGGCCGUGGGAGCUCAGCAAAAAGUGGAGUGAGAAAGUAACAGCGGAAUUCUUUCGGCAGGGGGACAUUGAAAAGAAGCUGAAACUCGAAGUCAGUCCGCUGUGUGACAGCCGGCUGAACUCUGUUGCAAAUAUCCAGAUUGGCUUCAUGACGUUUGUGGUGGAGCCCCUGUUCACGGAGUGGAAUCGCUUCUCCGACACGCGGCUGUCCCAAAGCAUGCUGGGCCACCUGGCCCAAAACAAGGCCUGCUGGAAGGGGGUCCUACAGGAGCAGGCGCAAGGCACAGAGGAGCAGGGCACGGACUCCAAAACAUUACCUCAGGGAAGCAGAGAGUCGUGACCUCUGCCCCCCUGCACAAGUCUGGCUGGGGCCCCAGGGUCAGGGGUCAGGGGUCAGAACAGGACUGAACAGCUUCUUCCAGCGCUGAGCGCAAAUGCCUUCAUCGCCAUCAGGCUGCCUGUCUCCCACCUCUAUAAACCACUGAUUUUUAUUUAUUUUAUUUUACUCCCCCUCCCCCCACAUAGAGCAAUACAUAGAUACCUCAUGUUGCUUUCUGCUGUAUUUUUGUUUUGACAGAACAUUAUUAUUAUUAAUAAUUUAUUAUUAUUUUAUUUUAAUUUUUUCCUAGUUAUAUUGUUGUUUCUCUAUAACUGCACAGGCCACCCUGGUAGAGGCCUAAAGGGAACAGGGUGAGAGGGUUCGUGUGCCAUUUUGGGAAAUGUUCUUGUUUUUAAUUACUUUUGAAAGUGAUUAGUGAAAUGAAUAGUGAAUGAGUAUUCAGAGCAGAGGCUCCUGACUUCAGCGCAGCCUGUGUGAUUUGAAAUGAAUCUUCCUUUUUGUGUUAAAAAAACUGUAAAGUGAAGAGCCACUCCCUUUUGAUACCACUGAAGACAGUGUCUUUACAGCGUCUUAACUUUGUGUGUGUGUGUGUGUGUUUGUUUGUGUGUGUGUUUGUGUGUGAGCGUGCAUGCGUGCAUUCUGUAUUAAAGCAUCUUGGUUCUGUUGUUCUGCCUUUAAGCACAGAAAAUCCUGAAAAUCCACUGGCACUAGGCGGACUUUGUCCUAGCGAUGACACGUUGUUUGAACAAAUGUCUCGAGUGCAGCUCAAAACAAGCCAAAUUGCCAUAGAAGCUGCCUCCGCUUCCACGGGCGCUGCCCAAUGCGGACUCGUGGCCCACGGGGUCGCUUCCGAGAGCCGCAGGGACUACAUUUUCACCCAGGAUGGUGGGGGGGGGGAAUAAGCCCUGGAUCGCAGGAAGCAAGAACGCAUCACUUCCUUGGGAUGACAAAAGCACCUAGCCUUCACUGCCUUUCAAACACUGGAAUAAACCGCUCUCGCACACUAGGUUCAGCUAUAACCUGGAUGAACAGAAUUAGCUCAGGGUGUCUGUCAAUUUAUGUGGAUGGAUCUGGGAGAAAGCAAACUUCCUUUAAAGCUGUGGUUCUAAAGCUGUGGGUCGCCGUAUAAAUAUGAAGAAAGAAAUUAAAUGACAUACUCUACAUGAUACUUUCUGCUGGCAUUCAUACCAGCAAGGUUAAAGUCUGCACUAGUUAAAUACAUUUUACAUGCAGUUGUAUUGACAUGGUUUAAAAAUGUUAAUUCCAUAUUUGAGGAUAUGUUGUCUCAACCCCAGAUUGUCUGUAUUCUGUGUCUGGAAAGGUUCUGUGUCUCACCGUUCGUGAGAUUAGAUUCCUGCAAUCUGGUUGGUUUUACCAAGUUUAGGCGGUGUUGUGUCAUUGGUCAGUGGUUGGCUUCAGUCACUGUCUUCAGGUCAAGCCCACAAGAUUGUAAUUUGUAAGAGGAAGCAACUGAUCAUUGCUUUAUCAGCAAAAUCACUGGAAUUUGGUUGGAUUUAUAACUCAUCAGUCUCUAAUCUUGUCAGGCUCAAAUUUGCACCAGAAUGUGAACCUGAUGAGUGAGAAGGGGGCGGAGGGUUACAAAAAUAUGUUUUUGCUCAUUAUGUGAGUCCUGGGCUCCUAGUUUGGGGAACACUGCUUGGAAGCUACUGUAGGGCGCCCCCUCUCCCCUUAAAUGCAAAGCAUGAGUGGCAUAAAUGGUCACUCUGCACAAAGUGUGUAGCCUGUUCCUAAAGCCCUCUCCCCACAUGAAGCAUGUGUUAGCAUGCCUUCAUGCCUUUGUUAGCAUGUGUGCUGGAAUGCUGGUCAUAAGGUUUGACCUUGAGUUGAGUGACAUUCACUGGGUCACAUUUGGGACUAGGCUUUUUUUACAUAACUCAUUAUAUCAGCCUUUUUAAAGCAUGGCCUUUGGUUACAAAAGUUGUUUUGUAAAGAGUUAGUAGAUAACUCUAACCGUAAUGGUUUUAUGAUUGCAUACUUUGCCCGUAGUGAGUCAAGGUUAACUCAGACCGAAGCUAUCGGAGUGUGUUCGUAUGAGCUGAUGUUUAAACAUGCAACCAGGGAAACUGCAACUGAUGCCCAAGCUAUGCACAAUGCUAAGUGACCAAACCAGUUCUUAAUAAGAGAUGCAUGGUCUUCACUGCACUGUCCAAUUGCCUUUUGCGGUUAAAAGGUUUGAUUUUGUUGAUGUUAAAAAAUAAAAUAAAAAACUGCAGUAAGAUGUAUUUUAGCAAACAUUCCAUAUUUUGUUUUUUUAAAUAUUGUUUUUGACUAUGGUGGUUCAGUUGUGUUUCUGGUUUUAUUUUGUAUUAUUAUUAUUAUUAUUAUUAUUAUAAAUAAGACUGGGUGCUUCUCUUAUUUCUAUAUUGCCCUUGUAAUUACUACUAAGACUGUUCCAUAAAAUUGUUUACAAUUUGUAACAGCCAUUUUGGGGAGAAGAUUUUAGCAUCAAGCCAUUUUUAUAAGCUUUGAUGUUUUGACCUUUUGAUAUGUGCCCACUGCAGUUACAUUUUGAGUAAUAAAACUCUACAAAUGCAGAAAUUUUGCCUGUUUUAUUGCCAGAUAAAGAUUUGCCUAAUAAAAAUGCUUAAAAACAA